AUGCCAGCGUACCAUUCGUCGUACAACGAGGAGCCGGAAGUGCGCGUGAUUGGGUCGAUGUCACUUCUUCCCAUCCGUUCUCGCACGCGCGGACCCGCUCCACCUCCCAUCGACCCUUCGCGCCCAGACAUCAUCGACGAAAGCAUCGACCUCUUCCGCGCCAAUUCGCUCUUCCGCAACUUUGAAAUCAAGGGCCCCGCCGACCGCGUCCUCAUCUACCUCAUCCUCUUCAUCUCCGACUGUCUCACCAAGAUCGCCGCGUCCAAAGUGCCCUGGUCCACAAACGAGGCCAACAAACAACUUGCCACCUACGCGGUGGAUAGCUUCGCCCUUCCCGGCGAUGCCAACUUCCCGCUCAACAGCCUCUACGCCCCUCCUGCGGGUAGGGCAGAGGCGGAUCAACUCAGGGGUUACCUCACCCAGCUUCGACAGGAAACCGCCGCCCGUCUCGUGGAAAAGGUUUUUGCGGAUGGUACCCCCAGCAAGUGGUGGAUCGCCUUCACAAAGAGAAGGUUCAUGGGCAAGAGCCUUACUUGA
Messenger RNA from Moesziomyces antarcticus, 537 nucleotides. RefSeq names its product actin-related protein ARPC3. Gene Ontology annotation, biological process: Arp2/3 complex-mediated actin nucleation; regulation of actin filament polymerization. The record is from RefSeq and is a predicted model, not a curated record. The coding region runs from base 1 to 537 and encodes 178 amino acids. The transcript has 2 exons. Gene Ontology annotation, cellular component: Arp2/3 protein complex; cytoskeleton. Gene Ontology annotation, molecular function: actin filament binding. NCBI's taxonomy places the organism in Eukaryota, Fungi, Basidiomycota, Ustilaginomycetes, Ustilaginales, Ustilaginaceae.